AUGUCUUCCUGGGUCAAACUCGGCCUUGCAGCCGUGGCCCUCUUUUCUGACACUGCCCUUGGGUAUGCUGCUAGACUGCCUGCUAGCCCGGGCUAUCAGCCUAAGCACCCUUGUCCAGGACGAUGCAGCACUGCGGGACCCAAUCCAGGCAACUGGUCCUUGUAUCCUAACUUGGAACAAAUUGGCUCCUGCGAUCUGACUAUGUUCUAUGACUUUUCUCUCUUUGACCCCGUCGACAAUCCAAGCGGUUUUCACCGUAUCUAUUCUUGCUCUUCUUACGGCCCUGAUUGGUCAAACUUGCCCAAUGCAACGGGGAACGCGGUUCGUGCUACUACCAUCAAUUCGACGUAUCAAUUUGGCACUGGGCAUGAAGGCGGCAUGUCUCCUGCCUAUGUGCGUUCGUUGGUGAGGCAGAUACGCGAGUACAUCGGAAAUGGAUUUGGGGCCACGAACAAUUCCGUUAUUCUGUUCGCCCGAGUCGCUAAGACUUCGGUAGGCCUCUAUAUUGGAAAGGGCCUGCAAAAGGAAGGUACUAGUGAUUUUGCCCUCAAAUUCUUUGAAAGGGCUGUUGCGUCUGCAGUGCAAGGUACUGGAACUGUGGCUAUGCAGCUCUGCCAGCCUGGAAACGAUGGUGAUCAUGUGUUUGGCAUCAUGGCGACCAGCAAUUCAACAUUUGAACCUAUUCAAAAGGCUCUUCAGUCAUGGUCCAAUGCAGAGUGCCUAUCUUUCCGCAAUACCAGCAAUAUUACUGGUCCUGCCUACUUCACCACUCCUUUGGUACUCAAUCUGCCACAAGCACAGACCACCAAUUCAACUAUCAAAACCAACUCCACGUUAGGCACUUCCUCCAAGAGAUCAUCGACCAGACGUCUCCAGAUCCGCGAUACUUGCUCCUACAUUCAAGUCGCCUCGGGGGAUGGUUGCUACUCUUUGUCGCAAAAGUGUGGCAUUACCCAGGACGAACUUUCCGAGUAUAAUCCCUCGGACCCCGACUUUUGCAACGAUCUCCAACCUGGCGAGUAUGUCUGCUGCUCAGAGGGAACGCUUCCUGACUUUGCUCCACAACCCAAUUCUGAUGGAUCCUGUGCCUCGUACACCGUUAAUAGCGGCGACACUUGCUCGUCCAUUGCAGCAGCAAACAGCAUCACUACUGAAGAAUUGACCGAGUACAACGCUGAUACUUGGUCUUGGAACGGCUGUGAUGAUCUGUUCGUCGGUAUCGUCAUUUGCCUAAGCACUGGCACUCCGCCCAUGCCCGCUGCAGUCGCCAAUGCUCUUUGCGGACCAACAGUACCGGGUACACCAACGCCACCUGCUGGGACGAACAUAUCCAUGCUCAAUCCUUGCCCUCUCAAUGCAUGCUGCGAUUUCUGGGGCCAGUGUGGGACUACGCCCGAAUUCUGCGUAAACACCAACACUGGAGCGCCCGGCACUGCCGCACCGGGAACCAAUGGCUGCAUUUCGAACUGUGGCACAGACAUUAUCUCAGGCGAUGCGCCUGCUUUGUGGCGAACGGUUGCAUACUUUGAAGGAUUUGGUCUUGACCGUGCUUGUCUUUAUCAAGACGCCAUGCAAAUCGACGCUUCAGCGUAUACGAACUUGCACUUUGGUUUCGCCUUGCUCAACUCCGACUACUCAGUGGACCCCACCUUCGGAGGUGAUCAGCUGACAAGCUUUGAGUUUUCACAGUUUCUAAGAAUCUCGGGAGCGGCAAGAGUCCUGUCAUUUGGCGGCUGGGAUUUCUCAACGGACCCAUCCACUUAUAUGAUCUUCCGCAACGGUGUGACAUCUGCUAACGCGGAGACUAUGGCGACAAACAUGGCCAAUUUCAUCAUUGAAAAUAACCUCAAUGGUAUUGAUAUUGACUGGGAGUACCCUGGGGCUCCAGAUAUUCCAGGCAUUCCUCCUGCAUCUUCAGAUGAUGGUGCAAACUUCUUGGCAUUCCUCACUAUUCUGAAGGGCAUGCUUCCUAACCAAACAGUCUCCAUCACGGCACCCUCCUCAUACUGGUAUUUGCAACACUACCCUAUUCAAGAGAUUGCUGGGGUGAUUGACUAUAUCAUUUUGAUGACCUAUGAUUUGCAUGGUCAAUGGGACGCAUCCAAUUCAUAUUCUCAAGACGGCUGCGCAACGGGAAGUUGUCUACGCAGUGACGUCAACUUGACGGAGACAUUGAACUCUCUAUCCAUGAUCACAAAAGCCGGUGUGCCCUCCAGCCAAGUCAUUGUUGGCGUUACUAGCUAUGGACGGUCCUUCGAGAUGUCGGAUGCAUCCUGCUGGACCGAGGACUGUACUUUCACUGGUUCCAGUUCUCAAUCGAAUGCAGAAGAGGGUCCAUGCACAGCUACGGCUGGUAUCCUUGCGAACGCUGAGAUUCAGAGUAUUCUCGAAAACGCCACCCGCGUCAACCAGAACUACAUCGACGAAGCUAGCAACACUAACAUACUCGUCUAUGACGAUAUUCAGUGGGUUGGAUAUAUGGACGAUGCCAUCAAAGCCUCAAGGCAGUCUCUUUAUCAGGGUCUGAACAUGGGUGGCUCCGCGGAUUGGGCUACGGAUUUGGAGGCUUACAACAAUGUCCCAUACCCGGCGACUUCAUGGCCCGAAUUUAUCUCAGAUAUCAGGAUCGGCCAAGUCCUGUUCUCUGAAUCUGAGAACAUAACUGGCAACUGGACUAGUGUACAAUGCACUGAUCCUGCCGCUAAUUUUUGGGUUCAAGAUCAGAUGAGCUCACAGCAACGAUGGAGCGAAAUGGACGGUGAUGAUGCUUGGGCAGACGUCACAAACCAGUGGAUAAAUGUGGACCAACCCAACGGCGACAUCACCUUCGUUGCCUCUAUUGUGAAUUCAAUCCAUGGCCCCGAGCUUACUAAUUGCGAGUCGAUCGGGCCGAUUAACAAUUGUCAAAUGACUCAACAGUGUUGGUUCGAUACAGCGGGGUCUGAUGGUUCACCAGCUGCUGGUGCAGUUUCUUACGAGAUCUUUAAUUCCCUUGUUAUGGUUCACGAAAUAUACGAAGACGUAUGGGAUGCAUUGUGGACAGCCGCUGCUAUUUUCGAACCCAGUCUCACUGAAUUUGAGAACACCUUUGCGCCAGUGCCUCCACAACCAGACAAUACUUGGCUUCAAAUCCUCCUGGACUUUGUCAGUCUUGGAGCUACCGCUGUGGCUGCGCCGUUUUUCAAUAGUUUUUUCUCAGAGCUGCCGUAUUUCGCCGCAGCGACUAGUGACACAAUUAAGGAUGUCACCUACGCUGCUAUCUCGGCGGGAGUAGUAGUAGGUAAAGAUAUUGUCGCAGGCCAAACAACAAUUGGAUCAUGGACAGCGGAUGACCAAAAUGCGUUUUCUACAUACAUGGGACAAAUUGUGGGCGCUUGGGCAAACUUAACGGAUCUAGCGCUACAAGAAUUACUGUCUGGCGACUCGACCUCUCUACUCAAUCUUGAUACCCUGAUCACAGGAGGUAAACUCAUCGCUGGCAUGCCAGAGAAUAACGGUUUCCCACCGGACCAGGAGAACCUUACUGUGUCAAUUGAUUCCGCCUUCUAUGCGUACGCUAUCCCUGCUAUUUGGUCGGCUGCAAGCUAUGAUGUGUUCGUCAUCGACAGCGGAGCUCCCUGCGGCACAGUCAAUCCUAUCACCCAAUACAUGACUACUGAAGAUCAGGCAGUCUCAUGGGGCUGCUAUCCUGAGAAUACCGGAGAGCUCUACUACCUCGCUAUGCCGGUUACGAGUCAAUUCAUGCCCAAUUGUGGCAGUAACCCACCAGAUGGACGUUGCCCAGAGGUUCCAUUCACAGCUCCGCCUGGACUCUCAACGUUGACUGAGGGGGCGUGGGGAGGUGUCACUGUACAGUCUCUUAUUCAAGGAGCCGUUCGCAGCUAUCAAUCCAAUAACAAUGCCAACGGUGGUGUCGUCGCAGAUCUAAACGCCCAAUCGACCGUUGAUGAUUUGAUUAGCCAGGACUACACUACUCCUGGCUUCAUCAAUAUUGCAGUGUGUACCCCAGAGAUGGCCCAAACUGCGGUUGAAGCCGACAUCACUGCCUCGGCCAAUUAUCCCUGCGCCGUAGUGCCAAGCCCCAAUGACUGCGGAACCUCGACAUUCACCGACGCAACCAGUGGCGGUUCCCCACUUGUUACUGAUUGCCAGCAGAUUGUGACCAAUAUUGCUGGCACCCAGGGCUCAUGGGAGGUCGAAUGCUCGGUUGGUGAGCAGCAUCAACUAGUGCAGUAUGGAACUUGUGCAUUUGGGGUGACGGGAACAACUGGAACCGGUGAUGUUGACUUCAAUGUAGGCGCUCAGGAUAUCGUGGAUCUUAUCAAUUCAUCGAUUCAAAUGUUUGCGUCGGGUGGCUUGGUGGGUGCCUCAGGCAACAUUGCAUGCCAGGGAGAUGCAGGAAACGACAAUGUUAACUGGGGGCUUUACCAUACUUGA
Penicillium canariense is the source of this 4437-nucleotide messenger RNA. RefSeq lists its product as uncharacterized. Lineage: Eukaryota; Fungi; Ascomycota; Eurotiomycetes; Eurotiales; Aspergillaceae. The coding region runs from base 1 to 4437 and encodes 1478 amino acids. The record is from RefSeq and is a predicted model, not a curated record. The transcript is spliced from 9 exons. Gene Ontology annotation, biological process: carbohydrate metabolic process. Gene Ontology annotation, molecular function: hydrolase activity, hydrolyzing O-glycosyl compounds; chitin binding.